Talaromyces proteolyticus is the source of this 4587-nucleotide messenger RNA. Its product is annotated as putative cleavage and polyadenylation specificity factor subunit A. Gene Ontology annotation, cellular component: mRNA cleavage and polyadenylation specificity factor complex; nucleus. Bases 387 to 4523 code for a protein of 1378 amino acids. The transcript has 9 exons. Gene Ontology annotation, molecular function: protein binding; nucleic acid binding. Lineage: Eukaryota; Fungi; Ascomycota; Eurotiomycetes; Eurotiales; Trichocomaceae. The record is from RefSeq and is a predicted model, not a curated record.
GUUCAGGUGACAUGAGGAGCCAAGACGUGAGGUGAGAUUACACAGGCACGUGAUCUGGUAAUUCUGGCCAAUGAGAGCGCAUAUUUCCCUACUGGCAGUCGGCAAAGGAGCCUCUUACUGGCUGUGCUUCUUCCCUGUGCCAACAUUAAAUAGCAAACAUUGAUCCGCCCAUUGCGCACUCUCUCGUCAACAAAGGACUAAAACACCCACUGGAGCCCUUCGUCCUGCACUUUCAUUAAUUUCUGGAUAGGCAAUCAUUGCUUUUAGAAGGACAGAUUCACAUCUUGGUGCAAGCCUCACCAUGUUCGCUUCAAUCUAGCCUAGCAGCGUGUCAAUAUUGCAUCUCCUUCAUCCAAGGACAAAUCCUUUGGUACUUGGCAUCAAGCAUGCAAUGUUAUACUGAGAUCUUGCCUCCUUCGGGAAUAACACACGCUCUUUCAGCUAGCUUCACCUCGGCGACAUCUAAUAAUUUAAUAGUGGUGAAAACAUCGCUCCUUCAGAUAUUUGACCUGGUUACAGACAUCAGCUCAAACAAUGCUCAACAGCCAGGGGAGAAGGAAACUGCUAAGCUGAAAUUGCUGGCCGAGUACGAGCUAUAUGGCACCGUGGUUGAUGUUGCUAGCGUCAAGAUUCUCAACUCUAAAAGCGGAGGGGAUGCUGUUGUAUUAGCUUUCAGGAACGCGAAGCUGAGCCUGAUCGAAUGGAACCCCCACAAUCAUGGAAUCGCAACUAUAUCGAUCCACUACUAUGAAAAAGAAGAUAUUACCCAGAGUCCCUGGGUGUCUGACUUGAGUAACUGCGGUAGCCGCCUGACAGUGGACCCAGGUAGCCGCUGUGCUCUAUUGAACUUCGGCAUACGAAAUCUUGCCGUUGUUCCAUUUCACCAAGCGGGCGACGACCUUGUCAUGGAUGACUAUGACCCGGGGCUAGAUGGUGGGAUUGACAACGAAAUGCAAGAUGUUUCGCACUCGAAAAGCAAGAAUGAGACGCAGGCUGCCCUGUCUUAUCAGACUCCCUAUUCGGCUUCCUUUGUUUUGCCAUUGACAGCCUUGGAUCCCACAUUGCUUCAUCCAAUAGGCCUUACAUUUUUACAUGAGUACAGGGAGCCGACUUUUGGCAUUCUAUACUCCCCGGUAGCAACUUCGUCUGCUCUUGUCCAUGAGCGCAAGGAUGUCGUUGUAUACUCUGUAUUCACUCUAGAUCUAGAACAACGCGCAUCUACAUCUCUUCUAUCUGUUACGAAACUUCCUAGCGACUUACUCUCAGUAGUGGCUCUCCCACCGCCUGUGGGUGGCGCCCUGCUUGUUGGCUCGAACGAGCUGAUUCAUGUCGACCAAUCUGGAAAGUCCAACGCUGUCGGGGUUAACGAAUUUGCCAAGCAAACAUCGUCCUACCCCAUGGUAGACCGAUCUGAUCUGGCUCUUCGAUUGGAGGGCUGUGUGGUGGAGACGCUCGACAGCAGAACCGGCGAUAUGCUACUAAUAUUAUCGACUGGCGAUUUGGCCUUGAUCCAUUUCAAAUUGGACGGAAGGUCAGUAUCAGGCCUAACCAUAAGGCCUGUACCAAGGAAUGCUGGAAACGAGAUUAUGAAUGGUGCUGCCUCAAGCUCCGCGGUCCUUGGACCGGGAAGAAUUUUCAUUGGUAGUGAGGAUGCUGACUCGGUCGUCCUGGAUUACUACACCUCGGCCUCUACCACCAAGCGAAGCAAAGAAGAGGAUUUGGAUGGGUUAUACGGGAACUCGGAGGAUAACGAGGACAACGACAACGAUAUCUACGAAGAUGAUUUGUAUUCUACCGCACCGAAAGAAGCCCCAAAACCGGAUACCCUGAAUGGCCACUCUCAAGAAAGUUACUCAUUUCAGCUUGUGGAUAAGCUAGUCAAUAUAGGCCCCCUACGAUCAGUUGACCUGGGAAGACCGUCCGUCUGGAGCCACACCACAGACGGAAAUUCCGAUGUCGACUCCAGUGGUCUGGAGCUCGUCGCGGCCUCCGGAUCUGGAAAAGGUGGCGGUGUUGUGUUUUUACAACGUGAACUCGACUUAAAAGCAGUUUCAACUUUUGAGAGUGAUAGCAUUGAUUGUAUUUGGACGGUCACUACCAACAAGACAAAAGAGAAGGAAUCGCCAAUUGAUCAGUCUGCUAAAACGUAUGUUUUUAUGGCAAGACCGGAAUCUCUUGAGAAGGAGGCAACUCUUGUUUAUUCUGUGACCGACGAAAUUUCAGAACUGGUCAGCUUUCCUGACGUCAAUCCGAAUGAAGACUACACAGUCGAAAUCGGCACCCUGUCGGGAGGUAGUCGUGUUGUCCAGGUACUAAAGGGUGAGGUGAGGAUUUAUGAUUCUGAUCUAGGACUUGCGCAAAUAUAUCCUCUUUGGGACGAGGACGAGGAUGAUGAACGAACUGCAGUUAGUGCUAGCUUUGCAGACCCAUAUCUUCUUGUACUUCGGGAUGAUUCUUCAUUGUUGCUUCUCCAGCCAGAUGAGAGUGGUGACCUGGAAUUUUUGAGUGGAAAUGAAACCAUUGCUUCUCAAACCUGGUUGCAUGGGUGUCUUUACACGGACAAAAAUGGCAUUUUCAAAGGUGAUUCUGCGAGAAAUACCUACGCGGUUAUGUUGAGUGCCGAAUACAAGUUAUAUAUGUUUCAACUUCCUGAUUUUGAGCUUAUAUCUGUGAUCGAGGGGGUCGACUUUUUACCCCCCAUUCUCUCAAAUGAGCCAUCUAGCAGAAGAUUGACUUCUCGGGAAAAUAUCACAGAGCUUUUGGUGGCAGACAUUGGAGAAUUACCAUGGACCUCGCCUUAUUUAAUAUUCCGAACGGCCACAGACGACCUUGUUAUAUAUAAGCCUUAUCAAGACUACAACUCGGAAGGUGGAAGAAUUCCUACUUUGAAGUACAUCAAGGAAGCCAACCACGUACUUCCAACAGUGCUAUCGGAGGCUGUAUCAAAGUCCUAUGAAAGUCAGCAACGGCGGAGAGUUCUUCGAAAUUUCCCCAAUAUUGGCGGAUUCGCUUCUGUUUUCAUGCCUGGGGCAUCCCCAAGCUUGAUUCUUCGGACAUGCCAGAGUUCACCUCACGUUUUCAAAAUCCGUAGCGAAUUUAUUUGUGGCUUAGGGGCUUUCAGUAUUUCAGGAUGUGAAAACGGAAUAAUUUAUGUGAAUGAUCAGAAAAUCGCUCGAAGCUAUCAACUUCCAGACGACGUCCAAUUUGAAUUUGCCUGGCCACUUCGCAGAGUUCCUUUAGGCGAACAGGUUGAUCACGUUUCAUAUUCCACUUCCUCAGGAACAUAUGUUUUAGGAACAAGUCGUGAACAAAACUUCAAGCUGCCGGAUGACGAUGAGCUUCACCCCGAGUGGCGCAACGAAGCGAUAGCUUUCCUCCCACAAAUCGUACAAGGCUCCAUUAAAUUGCUCAACCCGAUUAAUUGGAAUGUUAUCGAUAGCUAUGCAUUCGGCACCGCAGAGCACAUUACAGCCAUGGAAAAUGUUAAUCUUGAAAUUUCGGAACAGACGCAAGAGCGAAAGGACGUCAUUGUUGUAGGGACAACUUUUGCCAAAGGCGAAGACAUUGCAGCCCGAGGAAACAUAUAUGUUUUUGAUGUGAUAGACGUGGUUCCAGAUCCAGAUCAACCGGGAACAAAUCUCAAGCUGAAGCUUAUUGGAAAGGAGUCAAUCAAAGGUGCAGUAACAGCGCUAUCAGGAAUUGGGGGGCAAGGUUUUGUGAUGGUCUCUCAAGGGCAGAAAUGCAUGGUGCGGGGUCUAAAAGAUGAUGGGAGUCUUCUCCCUGUGGCAUUCAUUGACGUGCAAUGCUAUGUUAGCGUUAUCAAGGAGCUGAAAGGGACUGGAAUGUGCCUGAUUGGAGAUGCACUGAAAGGUCUAUGGUUCGCAGGUUAUUCGGAAGAGCCCUACAAGAUGGCUUUAUUUGGCAAAGAUGUGGACGAGCUAGAAGUUGUUACAGCCGACUUUUUACCCGAUGGCAAAAAACUCUAUAUCCUUGUUGCGGACAGCGACUGCAAUCUUCAUGUUCUCCAAUAUGACCCAGAAGAUCCAAAGUCUUCAAAUGGCGACAGGCUCCUCAACCGUUGUAAAUUCCAUACUGGGCAUUUUUCUGAGACGCUUACUUUGCUGCCCCGUUUAGCCCGGCCAUCUGAAUCAGUGGAUUUGGAUUCUGAUGCGAUGAACGUGGACUCCGACACGCCACUUUUCCAGGCAAUGGUCACAACACAAACGGGUGCAGUGGCAUUUGUGACGACAUUGUCCGAAGAUUCAUAUCGCCGUCUAUCGGCUUUGCAGUCGCAAUUAAGCAACACACUUGAACAUCCUUGUGGCUUGAAUCCUCGAGCAUACCGAGCCGUCGAAAGCGAUGGAAUUGGAGGCCGUGGUAUGAUUGAUGGCAAAUUGUUGAUGAGGUGGCUAGAUUUGGGCCGACAACGUAAAUUAGACAUUGCUCACCGGGUGGGUGCAGAUGAAUGGGAGAUUCGAGCAGAUCUAGAGGGAAUCAGUGAUACAGGGCUCGGGUAUCUAUAAAUGAAAUGUAUCGUUAAAGAGAGGCAUGAAAUGACUCCAAAGUUCAAAAUCGAAGUUGAAAAUA